AUGAGUAACAUCCAACCUGUGAAGACAGAUGGUUCCAGUACAUUACCAGAACAAAAACAUUCUUACAACACUUCAAUAUCAUCAAAUGUCACUCCUCAAUAUUUUAAACGACAUCCAUCAACUUCCAGUGGUGGUGGUUUCAAUAUGAGAUUAAGUAGAACCACUACCAAUAAUACCGAUUCAUAUGCUAAUGCAAUAGUAAAUGAUGCUCCUCAAAGUUUACGUACAAUCGAUAAGAUCCAAGGAGCAAAACCUGCCAUAACUUAUGCUGAUAAAUUAUGGACUCAAAUUGAUGUUUUAGAUGAUGUUAGAAAUAUGGCAGAAGAAGUAAAGAAUAAAGGAUCAUUCUUUAAUGAUAAAUUUAAUCAAGAAUUACUGAAAUUGAAAAUCCUGCAGAAUAAAUUAUUGGAAACUAUGUCAACUCAACAAUUUAGUGAUUUGAAUACGAAUGAACAUCAAAAACAAUUAUAUCAUCUAAGUGCAAUGUCAAAGGGAACUUCAGAUCAACAACAACAAGAGGAAGCUUCGCCUAAUGCAUCUCAUUCAGAAGAGAAUCUUGAAAUUGAGAAAAAGAAGAAGGAAGAAAAGAUAAAUGCAUUUUUCCAAGAUGAUGAUCUUGAUCAUAAGAAUCAAACCAUUUAUAAUAAACAAAACUUUGAAGAAAUAAAUCAAUACGUUGCUGAAGUUAAAAAGGAUUUGGGUCAAUUAGGAGCAGCUAUGAAGGAGUUUGAUGAAUCAACUAAAGAAAUUUGGUAG
Hemisphaericaspora subhashii is the source of this 756-nucleotide messenger RNA. RefSeq lists its product as uncharacterized. The coding region runs from base 1 to 756 and encodes 251 amino acids. Lineage: Eukaryota; Fungi; Ascomycota; Pichiomycetes; Serinales; Debaryomycetaceae. The transcript has a single exon. The record is from RefSeq and is a predicted model, not a curated record.